Pelodiscus sinensis (Chinese soft-shelled turtle) is the source of this 3190-nucleotide messenger RNA. NCBI's taxonomy places the organism in Eukaryota, Metazoa, Chordata, Testudines, Trionychidae. The record is from RefSeq and is a predicted model, not a curated record.
CAUGUUUCUGUCUUCAAAGCAAACUGGCCUUGGCUUGUAAACAAGAGCUGGAAAAAGUAGCUUAGCACGCUAAGGACAGUUCUAGAUCAAAGCAGGCGUUGUGUGUGUGGUGUGUCUUGUGUGUGUUUGGUCGUCUUUCAGAAGCUCUUGAAUUACAUUUUUUAGCAGACUUUUCUUUCUAUUUGUCAGAUGCUUUCUUUUGGGGGGGGGGUUAACGGGAUUUGGCAUGACUGGACUUCUUACAGGGUAAGAGGGAAUGUAACAUUUGCCCAUUGGAGAGUACAUGAUAAAUGCUUUACUGAUGACUGUACCAGUAAUGCAUCAGACUUUCGCCACCCACAGAUUCCUACCACUACUGCACUAAGGGACUGAUUUCCAUGACAAGAUGUGAAAUGGAGAAAUAUCUGACACAUCAGCUUCCACCGGUUCCUGUCAUCCCUGAACAUAAAAAAUACAGAAGAGACAGUGCCUCAGUUGUAGACCAGUUCUUCACUGACAGUGAAGGGUUGCCUUAUAGUAUCAACAUGAAUGUCUUCCUUCCUGACAUUACUCACCUGAGAACUGGCCUCUACAAAUCCCAGAGACCAUGUGUAACCCACAUCAAGACAGAACCAGUUACCAUCUUCAAUCAGCAGAGUGAAGCUACUGCCUCCACCCAGGCUCUCCCAGAGUUUACCAGUAUCUUCAGCUCUCACCAAACUCCUGAUGUGAACAACAUUUUCAUCAAGCAAGAGCUUCCUACUCCAGAUAUUCAUCUUUCUGUCACACCCCAGCAGGGCCAGUUAUAUCAGCUCUUGAGCUCACCGGAUUUAGAUAUGCCCAAUUCUACUACCCAGGCGGCAGUAAUGGACUCUCUUAACAAUGUUUCCAUGCCAUCAGCUAUGGCAGGCCUUAACACUCACUCCUCUGCUAUUCCACAGACUACAAUGAAACAAUUCCAGGGAAUCCCCCAAUGCACCUACACAAUGCCAAAUCAGUUUCUUCAGCCACAGGCCACUUACUUCCCUCCUUCACCCCCAAGUUCAGAACCCGGAAGUCCAGAUAGACAAGCAGAAAUGCUACAGAAUUUAACCCCUCCUCCAUCCUAUGCUGCGACUAUCGCUUCCAAGAUGGCAAUCCAAAAUCCUAAUUUACCAGUGGCCAUGCCAAUACAUUCACAGAACAUCCAGACAGUCAGAUACAACAGAAGGAGUAACCCAGACCUGGAGAAGAGACGGAUCCACUACUGUGAUUAUCCUGGCUGCACAAAAGUUUAUACAAAGUCGUCCCACUUAAAAGCUCAUCUGAGAACUCACACUGGUGAGAAGCCAUACAAAUGUACAUGGGAUGGCUGCGACUGGAGAUUUGCUCGCUCUGAUGAGUUGACACGCCACUACAGGAAGCACACAGGCGCCAAACCUUUCCAGUGCGCUGUGUGCAAUCGUAGCUUCUCUCGCUCUGACCACCUGGCCCUGCACAUGAAAAGACAUCAGAACUAAAUUCUGGGCUUGAUGUGGAAGCUGUUUGUAUCUAUGCAAUUUCCUAGUGACUCUCAAUGUGCAGUUAGAAUUAGUUUUAAUUUUUGACUAUGGACAAUCCAUCUAAAAAAAAAAUCUCCAAAGAAACUGGAAAUGUAUAUUUUGUAUAUUUAUGAGGAAACGGGGAAAACACUGAAUCACAGUACCAGAGUGUUCAGUCAUUUUCUGUUUGCUCUGAUCAUGUAUAUGGCUUUAGUCAGCAGGUUUCAUCUCAAGUAUUAUGUCUCAACACAUUGCAUUGUUAUAGAUUAUUUUCUUACGGUGUUUUGACCAAAGCACUGUCAUUAUUGUGGCAAUGUUUAGUAAAUGAAUUAAUGGGAGGACAUAGACAAACUAACACAGAGGACAAGCCAUGAAUUGUAGUCUGUCAGGUUUUUACUGGGCAUAUUUAGUACUUCUGUGGGGGUUUUUUAAUGUUAAGUCUUUCUAAGGAGAUAAAAUAUAAAGAAGAAUUCAUAAGCAGCCAUAGAACAAAAUAUUUGUUCAGUAUGUUGCAUGUUUGCCAUGACGACGAUUUUGUAAAUAUGAAAAUCAGCUUUUUAAGGUUUAUUACAAACGUUUUUUUCUGAGUGCUCUAAAAACAUUCAGACAUUGUACAUUUUGAUAUGGCACAUUUACAAUUACAUUUAUUUAAAUACCUCUCCAAACAUUACCAACUUAGUUUCGUUUUCAGAAAAAAAAUGAACUAACCAUUCAGACAUUUUGUAUCUUAAUAUAAAUGUUGUGCACUGAAUAUUCAAGAUGCUUUAAAAGGGCAAAACAUUUAGAAUGAACUGCAAAUGUUGGAAGCUUAAAUAAUGAGGAUAGUUACAUUAUGCAGAAUGUUAAACCUCUUACUAUAAGCUAAAGUUAGUAUCACUUUAAAAAGAAGGAUUUAGGAUGCAAUUUUCAUAGACUGACAUGUUAAGCUGGUUUAGCACCAGCAUGAUCUAGUUUCAUGUGGAUGUUUGCAUGUAAUUUACCAGAAGGUAAAGGAUACAGUAAUUUUAUUUAAAAUUACAGUGCAGUUUUUAGUUAAUCCACUGUUAACAUUGACAUAAGAUAAGUCACUCUUGACAUAAAUAGAUGCAACUGAAGUCAGUGGAAUUCUGACUUUUUAUGCCAACAGUGAAUUUAGUCAAGUGUUCUGUCUUGAAAUAGGAAAUGAAGGUCCAAAAAUGAGGUUACACUAGGACUUGGCCAAAAUGUAUAAAACAUAAAGGAAAUGAUAACACCUAUCCAUCUCACAAGCUGUGAUUUCUCAUUCUGUCAACCAGUAGGUGGAAUAAACAACCAAAAAGGGUCUCAAAGGAAAAAAUAGCUUUGUUAAAACUGUUGUUCUGUCUUUUUAUUUAUUUUGUGGUAUAUGGAUGACUUUUUAAAGACAAUUUUACAUACACUUGAUAAAUUAUAGUUUUUGUUAGUUAGAAACAUUGCUCUUAAAUGUAAAUAGUUGACAAAUGAUGUAAAUAAUUUUUGUAAGGCUUCAAAUGUUUAUACAUGGAAACGCAUAAAUUGGUUACUGUUUUGCUUCUUUCCUCAACCUUCUCCCUCUUAUUUUUGUAUUUGUGGUAUUUCCUAUGCAAAUGAUGGAGCAAACAGCUGUAUAGUUGUAGAAUGUUUUGAGAGAGAAUGAAAUGGUUUAUAUAUAAAGACAAUUUUUUUGAAAAAUAAAACCAAGUGCCUCGAAUGAA